AUGAUGGCUAAGAAACCCCCGAAACCAGCCCCUCGCAGGAUCUUCCAGGAAAGGUUAAAGAUUACUGCUCUGCCCUUGUACUUCGAAGGUUUUUUAUUAGUCAAGCGGUCAGGAUAUCAGGAAUAUAAACAGUAUUGGACAGAGUUGAGAGGAACUACACUUUUCUUUUAUACUGACAAAAAAAGUACAAUAUAUUUGGACAAAUUAGACUUAAUAGACCUCACACACCUCACUGAUCACAGUUCAACUGAAAAGAAUUGUGCAAAACUCACCCUUGUUUUGCCAAAAGAGGAAGUGCAACUGAAGACAGAGAACACAGAAAGUGGGGAGGUAUGGAGAGGCUUCAUUCUUACCAUAACAGAGCUGUCAGUUCCCCAGCAUAUGUCACUCCUACCUGGGCAAGUAAUUAGGCUGCAUGAAGUGCUUGAGAGAGAAAAGAAAAGGAGGACUGAGGCAGAACAACAACUACUGAGCACGUCUGUGGAUAAAGAGAAGGAACCAGCUGAGGAUGAUGUGCUGGACCUGAUGCCAGUAUGUUUUUAUGCAGUGUCCAGGAAAGAAGCAACUGAGAUGCUUGAGAAGAACCCUUCUCUGGGAAAUAUGAUUCUGAGGCCUGGCAGUGACCAUAGAAACUACUCCAUCACUAUCAGGCAGGAGAUAGACAAACCAAGAAUCAAGCACUACAAAGUGACAAGCAUAGGGAAAAACUACACUAUUGAACUGGAGAAACCUGUGACACUUCCAAACCUUUUCAGCAUCAUUGAUUAUUUUGUGAAAGAGACUGGAGGAAAUUUAAGACCAUUUAUAUAUCCAACUGAUGAAAAUCUUGGCCAAGAAACCAACAUGGAAGGGACAAGUGUGAAGCUGAAGAAAAAUCCACACAUCGCAUGA
Molecule: messenger RNA, 891 nt
Organism: Otolemur garnettii (small-eared galago)
Lineage: Eukaryota; Metazoa; Chordata; Mammalia; Primates; Galagidae
Gene: STAP1
Product: signal transducing adaptor family member 1
Biological process (GO): cell surface receptor protein tyrosine kinase signaling pathway; positive regulation of B cell receptor signaling pathway
Molecular function (GO): protein kinase binding; signaling adaptor activity
Source: RefSeq, a predicted model, not a curated record